GUCUCGUUCUAUUUUUGUUCCCUGCAAAGCAGUUGGAAACUUGAAUUGGUAUCGUGUAUGGUCAAUCGCUUCAUUAUUGUGUUUUGUUGGUCUAGUUUUCUUGUUGCUUCUUCGGUCUUUAUAUAUGCGCUGAAGUUUUGAAUUAAUUGUGGAAAAUAUAAAAGAAAAUUAAAACUGCUUGCAAUGAAAUAGAACAAGGCGCUAAGAAACGCGACCAUUGCAGAGCAAUACACUAACAAAAGUUUACGUUAUACGAUGUGUUAAUUCCAAUAAUCAUGCGUUGUUCAUUCGCGAAUAUGUUGAAUGGUUUGUUUAUUUGCGCCCACGUUGAGUGCGUUUAACGAAAGUGUAUGGUGGCUUAAUACUGUGAAUACAAAAUACAUAUGUAUAAAAGAAAUCUUUAGCAGAAUAUAAAAAUAAUACCAUAAAAUACAAAUUGAAGUAACAAAACGCAAGCACAGCCAGUUCAAAGUGUAUUUAUUGGGCGUGUGUGCUUUUUAAGAAGUGCAAAUACAUAUUGAAAUAAAAGUGAGGAGAGGAGUAAAAGUGCAUCUGUGCGAAGAACGUGUGUGCGUAUACGCGCGAGUGAGUCGAGAAUGUGCGAUAAUGACGAAUCCUUUUCGUCACAACAAGAAUCCAAUUUGAAUAUUAAUAUGAACGACAGUGCUGAGCCCUGCGAUCUAAUAACUGCACACAACCAAAGCCAAUUGGCGCAGGAUGCAAUUUCACUGUGCAGUUCAGAAGCAUCUUUCGACCAGCAGCUGCACCAGACCACACAAUCGCUGGCCAUAGCGAGUUCGAUGAUGGCCGGUUUUGGUUAUGACCCCAACAGUGUCGCCAACAAUGGAGGCAGCAUUGGCGCCGGCGCGGUCGGCACUGGCAGCGGCAGUGGCAGCAAUAGUAUUGUGCGUUAUAAUAAUUUAAAUAUUUUCGGUUCAAACGAGUCUGUGGGUGUAAUGGCAACGCCUACGGUCACAACACCAUCGCUGGCACCGCAAAUCGCUGCCGCUGUGAAUACGGUCAAGAUCAAUGUAGAGGAACUGUUGCGCGAAAAUCGUGCGCUACGCGAAAAGCUCAAGGAAGUCACUGCCGAUCGCGAUCAUUUGCUAUGCGAAGUGUCAAAUUUUCGAUUAGAACUGGAUAUGUCCGAGUUGAAACAGCUGCCGGAACAAAGGUAUGAUCUUGAUUGUCGGAUGGAACAUUUACAACUGGACAUUUUUCCCCUUACAAAGCAAUUUUUUCUUUAAAAUGCUUCUUGUUGGUUUGGAAACUAGAGCUUUUCAGUAACAUAUUUUAAAAUUUGUAUUCAAUAAUCUCUUAUUUUUUCAGUUACAUUUGCAGAAAACUUAAAACACGCAGUAACUCUGCACGACAAAACAAUUGCAACUUUGUUUGCUUUGCUACGUAGCGGUAAAAUAUUUCUGCUGCUUUCCGUUUUCUAAUUGUUUUUGUUAAUUUUGAUAGAGAUUUUGAUUAUAAUUUGUGUGCAAAAAUUUUUUAAGAGAACCCUUUUUAUUUGAAAAAUUGUAAUAAAAUAAGCAGUUGCCUCAAAUAAAUUUGACGAGACGUUGCGCAAACGAGUUAUUACUGAUUAUCAUAACGGAGCUUCUCAAAAAGGCUCAUCUAUAAAAUAUUAUAUUGUAACAUUCAUACAUCGUCAAUUUCACGAAUUAUUUUCAGCUUUAUAAAAAAUGAAACCGUCAAUAGUACAGUGGUCGGCCAAAGAAACAACUGACCAAAAAACUGGCAGCGCGAUUGUAAGAGAGAUAAAGAAAUUCAUUCAAAACUUCGCAAUUGGUAAAAGAGCUCAGGCUGCCAAUUCACUCACUAACUGUGACUCGUCACCUGGUGCUCCCGCCCAUUUGCGUAGUUAUCAACUUGCAAAGAAGCCUCCUAUAAGUAAAUGUAACCAACAAAAAUGGUUUCAGUUCGUUAAAAAUCAUUUAAGCUGGGAGGUAAACAAGUGGAAAACUGUGCUUUUCAGCGUCAGACAGUCAAACUUAGUGGUGGCAAUGUAUGACCCGGGAAUGGCUUUCCACUACUCGUCUGGGGCAGCUUCAUCAUAUCAAUGGUACUCGUAUAAUGGAUAAAUAUGUUUAAAAAGAUAUUAAGGGCAUGUCGCACAUGUCGAAUGAGAAAUGUCGCCAAAGAGGGCUUUCCAGCGAGACUAUGACCCACAGCAUAUGGCAAAGCUCCUAAAAUCGUUGUUCCAGAGAAAUAAAACGGGCAGUCUAAACACUUUGGUCCCACAGAAAAAACAUGGGAAAUUGUAAAAAAGAAGAUUGAUCGCUGAAAUAUGCAAACGCUGAGCAAUUUUUCGAUCGAGUCCACGAAAAACAGAAAACUGAAAUUCAGACCAUCGUUGACAAUUUGAGAGCGUCAAUGCCGCGGUGGCGCAAGGCAACUAAUAUAUUUACUAAGAAAUACAAAGUGGCGCAAAAUUAAUCACCCCUCCGAAGACUUAGUAUACUUUUUACAAAUGGCGUCGUACGUCAAUCAUAUUUGAGCUUUGUGAACUAGACAGCUGCAGCAUACAAACUGCCAAGCAAUGGACUGUUCCCACGACAGUCGAUUCUACGUAUCCGAAACGACCCGGAUUUGUAUCCAGCAAAGGACUGUCACCUCAGCAGGACUCCCCGUAUAUGUAUGAUGAAUGUUUAUGCUUCUAGAACAACAAGCAAUGGAGCACGUAAAUAUUAAAAUAAAGAUUUCAAUCACAAAAAAUUUAUUUAGUAAGGGUAUUCAAAAGUUAUUAUUGAUGACUAAUUUUGCGCCACCUUGUAUUAAGUUUUUUUUUUACUAUACUUAAAAUAAUGUGCUGCUCUAUACCAUUUGCAAUUGUUUUGUCUGCUAGAAUAAAAGUGUUUACAUUGAAGAUAUGAAUUUUUAAAUUUGAAUUAACCUUUUUUGUUAACAUAAAUAAAUUUCCAUUGUUAAAAAAAAAAACAAAAAUGCUUAAAGUCACGGACUUAUUUCAGUUGCAAAUAUUGCACUGUAUUUAAAAUUAUGGCUAAUAUUAGACUAGACUUUCAAAACGUAAAGUUAUUUUAAAGUGUGAAAAGGUAGUGCACAUGAGAGAGUUUCAGUUACACAACUCACCUUUACUCGCAUCAGAGAAAAGUUUAAAAGAGACAGGACUGUUCAAGACGCAUACAAGCAACGUUCUUUGAGAUCACGAAUAAGACCGAACACAACUACGGGACUUAGUUAGUAUAUGACAAACAUUGAACGAUAUGCAUCGGGAGUCUCUUACCUUACCACCUUCCUAAACUCUCGAUCCCCGAAUGCCGUCAUCAAAGUCCAAUCACCUCAAGGAUGAUAUAUUAUUAGGUUUGGCCUUAAGCUAUGGUGAAAAACGAAAUUAAGCGAGUAACAUCGGCUACCACGUCAGCGCAUACUCGGCAAUCAAAUUCCUUUCGCUUUUUUAACAGGUAUUCACACACUCGUCCAAUCAAUUGUUGCUCAGAAGGCAACGAAGUAACGUUGGCGAAUCUGCAUUAAUUUUUUUCGUAUAUCACCAACAAAAUCUAAGUUUUUUCCUCAACACACCGCUUUCAUAAUACCAUGAGCCAAUCAGCAGAUUCUUUCAAAUUCGAUGAAAGCCGUUAAAGGGUGUGAUAUUAGCCACACCUUCUAAAUUUUUUUCACCAUGUAUACAUGUCCCAUUACAGACGAAGAGCUUCAGUUAUGUAUCUCGUACGACCCGUGCUAUCUUCGUACAAUUGCGUUAAGGAUAUUGUAGUAGGUUAAACUCCUCAUCAACAUCAUUGUUGGCGUGACGAUCCGGGUUUAACCUUGGUCUCCCUCAAAAACUUCGACCAAGAAUCUCUUUCCUUUGCAAACGUCCUCCAGUUUUUCAACCCAAAGAUCUUGGCGUCGUCAUAAACUGGAUUAAUCAAGGUUUUCCUUAAGCGACACCUAUUAUAAGGCACAUACAGCUGACUAUUAUACAUAUUUUUAGCAAUUUCGUUUGGGCCCAUCCUCAGAAUAUGUUCAGACCACCUAAGACGCUGAAGCUUAGUCUAAUAUUGCGGCGAGGAAUUUUUCACUCAGAUAUGUUAACCUCCGCCUUACGCAUCUCCCAGGUUUCAGAAGCAUAAGUAACGCAAGGCCUAAUUAUUGUUUUACAGAGUUCCAGUUUCAUUCGCUUAGAAAAAAAGAAGAACUUUACGCCUUGUAUAGCGAAAAGAAGACCCACCUGGAUUCUCGCACUCCCUUCUUGUUUGGCUGUUGCAUCCCCAGAGAUGAUAGAUCGAAGAUAUUUUGAAUGAUGUCAAAUCGUCGAUCAAUAUGGCAUAUUCACAUUUUAACGACUGGAUUCGCAAAUAAAAUGAAACAAAAUAGAGCAAUUCUGAGCAAAUUUAAAAUAUAACCUGUUUUGGGUGUUCUUUUCGCAGGGCGGAUGCAAAAGAAUAGGGUUUGAGUUCUUACGCUCUGAAGACUGCCACGAUCAAAACGGCGCUUUAGUGCUACUUGAGAAGUGCCAAACUGGCACUUCAACCAUUUCACCUAGUGCAGGUUUUCCCUACAGGGACACACAAAUACACUGGCUUAGUGCUCUUUCACAUCCAUUUGUAUCUAUUGGUUAUUGAUCGUUAAAAAUUUAUUGUAUUGCGUUGAAAUUCAUGGUGUAAUGGUGUAACUGGUGUCUAAUGACCGACCAAAGGUGUUGCCAGCAAGCAAUAAAAGUAAACGUAAAGUUCACUAACACCAAACAGCAACUACUGUGCCUGCAGCGCAUUCACGGGUGGCGCUGAAAAAAAGGCAAAACUAAAUUCAAAAAUACCUACGAAAAACAAAACUAAUUAUCUACAAAUAUUACAAAACAUUGCACGCUUUUUACUUUUUAAUAACCGUUUGAAAAAGAAAGUACUUUUGGUGCACAAAAACUUCGUACUUCAGCGAGCAACCAGGCGUUUGUUUGCCGAGUAUGUGAUGAAAGAUGCAGAGGUGGAGGUUGUGUAUGCAUAGGCCAGAGCCACCUUUACAAAAAAGUGAUUCCCAUUCAAAUGUCGCUGACUUUUGGCUAAAUGUUUCUGACAUUUUUUUCCUAUUACUAUUUCAAAUAUUCCACUACGAAAUAAACAAACAACUAAUGGAGAUGGAGAUGAAGUGCAGAUAAAGGUAGUCGCACAUUCUUAUAUGGUGGUGGUGGUGGUGAUGGUAGCGGUGUGAAGUAACGUCGGCGCAAAUCCAUGGCUUUUGUCGCGGCCAUUGUUGCGUCGUUGUUGUGUCAUGUUGCUAUUUACCGCCAACUCCUCCAUGGUAGGAUUGUCGCUUCUUCAUGGGAUGAGUGUGUUGCGACGAGUGUGCGUAUACCUUUUUAGGCAACUAUAAAAGCAACGAACAAAGCAUUGCUUUUGUAAUGAAAGAGUUAACAAGCAAACUCUUACAAAGCAAAAAAACUCAUAUGAAAAAAAUAACGCAAUGACGGCCUUUCUAGCGUGCCAUGAUUUAUCUGACCAUUGAAAUUGAUAAUUAGCAAACAAAGUGACUGACUGACAGUCCGAUAGUCUAAUUGCUCAACUAACACAGAAACACAGUAGUGCUUUUGUACGAAAAUGUAGAGCAGUUCCAGUACUUUUUGAAAGAUUUUCAAUUAUUUUUCCUAAAAUUAGUAAUCUUGGACCAACCAAUUUAUAUAUAAUAAAUAAAUUGACAAUGGUUGAAAAGACGUUCCUACAACAGUCGGUUCUACGUUACUGGGACGGCCUGGAUUUACAUAAAUCCGGCAAAGGACUGUCACUCCAGCAGCAUUCCCGGUACAUGUACGGGUAAUGUCUUUGCUCACGCAACAACAGUAUCUAUAGUAAAUAAACCCAGGUUAGCAAAGAUGGAGAAGGUUAAAACCAAAUUUUAGUUUUUCAGAUUAUUUUUGUCAACAAAGAUAGUUAGAUUAUUUAGUAAUUUUCUAUCUAAUAUCGAAAAUUAAAUAGUUACAGUGAAUCUCCGGAGGCGCCUCGAAAAAAAGUUAUUUUGCGGUGUAAAUCAUAACUCGGAAGAAAAUCAUAUGAAAUACAAAGAUCACAAAUCAUUUGUUAAAGGAAGAGUUGUUUCUCAAAGUGUCUUGGAUCUUUUUUUAGUUUUUCAAUUUUUCAUAGCACUUGGAAGUCCAAAAUCAGAUUUUUGGAAACCACAAAAGCUCCCAUUGAUAUCUUAUGAAUUAUGGGCCGAAGUGCAAAAUUUCAAAACAAUUGCGAUCCAGCAGAUCUCGAGUUAUGACGUUCACAAAAUUGAAUUCAGUUUCAGGCGAACGCCUUAAGGGGGGCCUCUACUGUAAAACUUAAAAAAAUCGAUUUUUUACUUUUUGUUGAAACAUACUCAGAAACAACUCCAGAAUGUUCCAUGAAAAUCUUAAAAAGAAAUCUUGAAUAGUUUUCAAGUUAUAAAAGUUUUAGCAAGGCUGGUAUAAACUGAGCGCUCGAGCGGUUUACGGUCAUAUGCUGUAAGUAUGAAAAAUUGUUUAAGCGUGUUUUUCUCGAAACCACGUUUUCAAAAUUGCCCACAUCACAGCUCCGUGAAAAAUUAACAUAUCAAGCUCAAACUUUUAUAGUAUAUUUUUAACAAUAUUUACUAGUUUUUAAAGCUAUGGUGGGAAAAAAUUUAUUAUUUAUAACCCCUUUUUUAAUAACAAAAUGACAACAAAAAAAUGUCGAUUUUUUAAAAAACUUCAAAAAUUUUACAAAAAAAAUUUUUUUUUGCAAGUAAUAGGCUUAACAACUAAAAAUAAUGAUAUAUAAUAAAAAAAAUUUGGUUUUUUUCAUUUCAGAUUUUUUUUAAAUGCGCGACAGUGUGGGCAGAUUUCAAAAGGCGUUUCGGGGGAGCGGCUGUACAGCUGCCAUUUUGAAAUGAAAAUAAAUUUAAAAAGUUUUUUUGUACACUCAAGACCUGUGUUUAUGUAACCCUAAACUUUUUUUUACUAAUUAAAUUAAUACAAGUAUGAAAACAAAAUCCAUGAAAAUUUGAGCUGCCGAGUAGGUAAGAAACCCGGCGUUGCUGCAAAGGUCGCGAAAAUACUCAUUACUUAGUCAUUUUUGCUCCGAUCGUCUUGAAAUAAAAAAAAAUUUAAAUAAUAAUAAUAAUAAAAACUAAAAACAAAUAAA
Molecule: messenger RNA, 7103 nt
Organism: Anastrepha ludens (Mexican fruit fly)
Lineage: Eukaryota; Metazoa; Arthropoda; Insecta; Diptera; Tephritidae
Exons: 2
Coding region: 597-1247 (216 amino acids)
Source: RefSeq, a predicted model, not a curated record